Messenger RNA from Saccostrea cuccullata (small rock oyster), 1004 nucleotides. Its product is annotated as short-chain collagen C4-like. Lineage: Eukaryota; Metazoa; Mollusca; Bivalvia; Ostreida; Ostreidae. The record is from RefSeq and is a predicted model, not a curated record. The annotation marks the transcript as partial. The transcript has 2 exons.
CUGAAACAAAAAGUGCUGGUGCAGUUUAUACACGGUGGGGAAGAUAUGAAUGUCCACAGAACGAUACGGAACUUGUUUAUAAAGGUUUUACAGGGAGUAGUUAUUACACACAUACGGGUGGCUCGGUCAACUACAUCUGUUUGCCUUACGAUCCUUUAUGGGGCAAGUAUAAUGACGUCAUAAAGAACGACAAUCAGAAUUUACAUGGUGUAGAGUAUGCCGCAAAUAGUAUAAACAUUAAUGGAACGCCAUUUGACAGCAAACUUCGAGGACAUGGCGUCCCUUGCGCUGUUUGUCGGAGCACCAAGCGAAGCUCGGUUUUAAGAAUUCCAGGCAGGAAUAAAUGUUUUAAAGACUGGCAUCUAGAGUACGCUGGCUAUCUAAUGGCUGACAAAUUCACUCAUGCGUCAGCGACGGAGUACGCAUGCGUCGAUGAACAACCAGAGAAGUCCAAGACGGGUCCUGUUUCGAAGGGAGGUAAAUACUUCUCUCCGGUAGAAGCAUAUUGUGGGGAUUCGCUUCAAUGUCCGCCAUACGUACAUGGAAGAGAAAUUACCUGUGCCAUAUGCACAAAGUAAGGAGGAAACUCAAUCAGUGAAGUUUCUGAUAAUGGUUCCAGUUUGCUUCGAUGUACAAUUCAAAUUUUUAAUAUUUUGUUUUCAUUUUAAUAUACUUCUUUCAAUGUUGGUUUCAUAAAUACAGUACUUCCUGGAUAAUUGGUCUUUAUUAAUAUUAUUUACAUACUGAGAAAAAGAAAACUAAUUUCAAUAAACAAAGUAAUAAAAUCAAGAUGUAUUUCCGAAACACUGCGUGAUACCCCCGUAUGGCAACGUAGAAAGAUUAAACUUUUCUGUAAUGCAAAUUAAAUAUUUUGGCUCCCACAGUAUAAAGCCUUCUCACAAGAAAUACAGUUGUGAAAUAUUAAAGUCCUAGCGCCACCUGUUCAAAAGUUAAGACCAAGGAUUAGUUUUGGAAAGGUAGGUUAAACUCCAGGGUCAAGGUCA